Messenger RNA from Adineta ricciae, 1197 nucleotides. The record is from the annotation of a GenBank genome assembly. NCBI's taxonomy places the organism in Eukaryota, Metazoa, Rotifera, Eurotatoria, Adinetida, Adinetidae.
AUGUCCUUACUAUCAACGCUCGAUCCAAUUAUUCGUUCGGUAUUUUCCCGAUGGACAGCUUUGCAAUUAGCAGUCGCUCAUUCCAUGGGAGGUUCAGAGAGUGAAGCAAAGUACGAAGCGUUCAUUAGUACAUUUGCAGAGUUUUUAACACGAAAUUUACGACCAUCACUACCUGUGUCAGCUGUGGAAAGCGAGAUUCAAGUAUAUCUGGACGAAGUUCUCGACGAAGAGUUCAACACUGAAUUAGACGAUGGUUCAAGUCAAGAAUUAGCUCAAUUAUUUCAAGAGUUACAAUUACAGCAAGCAAUGACGCCAGCAGUUCAAAAGUCGAUUCGGAAUGAGAAUGAUGCUGAGAGUUCAACAUCGGAUGAGGAUGACGAUGAUGAUAGAAUCGACGAAGAGGAAGAAGAAGAAGUCGGUGAAGGAAGAGCGAAACCACAAUCAAUGGAUGUUGAUGAAGAUGGAUGGACAACAAUGGGUAUAUUCCGUUUCGGAAAUGCUGAAUACUCGACUAACUUUUUCGUCGCAUCGAUCUGCAUGUUUCUAAGUACCUUAUGCUGUAUAUCUGCGUUUGCUUCGCCUUAUUGGACAAAACGCUACCUUGAUACACCGCAAGAUUUUCAAAACAUUGGCCUGUGGGAAUUAUGUUUAUACAAAUAUCGUCAUUAUAAAGAUGAUCUGCAAAUACCAUAUACAGGCUGUUUUUGGUUCUGGACAAACGAAAUGUAUCGUUUUCGAGAUUGGAUUAUUCCACCGUGGUUCAAAUGGGUACAAGCAUUUGCGACGCUGGCGUUUAUUUUUACUAUUGCAACUAUCUCCAGUUUGGCUGUAGCAGUAUUUUCGGCAUUUCGCUGGCAAUGGAGAUAUCAACUAAUUUGGUGUAUCAUGUCGUUUGUAAUUGUUGCAUGUGAAUUGGUAGCUUUGUGUAUCUACGGUGUUUAUAGUCAAGAUCGGCUUUGGAUGCCGCGGCCCGAGUUUAAUUAUCUUUCGUACAGUUAUUGGAUUGAAGCUGGUGCACUUGUUUUAGCUUUAACUGCCUGUUUAUUGUUUGGCGCUGAAAUUCAAUUUCUUCGUGAACCGUUCGAAACCUAUAUCGACGAAAAGCACUAUCACGACCAAUUUCCCUAUUCACCAUCCAAUGGUUCACAUCUUCAACUGACUCAAUCUCGCAACCGUUUUUCUCAAUAUGAAGUCUAG